AUGCCCAGGCAAAGCGAUUUGCGAUUUACCUUCGAACCUCAAGGUGGCGCGGUAUUCGACGUUAUCGAGUUCAAGCUUGAGGAAGGUUUGUCCCAGCCAUUCAAGCUGGAGCUGCACCUAUCCAGCGCCGAUGCCGCCAUCGACUUUGGCGCCGUGCUCGAUGUGCCGGCGCUGUUCACCAUCUGGCGCGCAGAGAGCGCCGUACGUUAUGUCCAUGGUCUGGUCAGCCUGUUCCAGCAAGGCGAUACCGGCUUUCGCCGUACCCGCUACUACGCAGAAGUCGAACCGAUCCUGGCUCGCGCCCGACUUCGUUCGAACUGGCGAAUCUUCCAACAACAAAGCGUGCCCGAGAUCCUGAAAACCGUCAUCGAGGCCCAAGGCAUCACCGAUAUUGAAAGCAACACCCACCUUGAUCACCGUCCACGUGAAUACUGCGUCCAGGCGGGAGAAACCGACCUGGAUUUCAUUCAUCGGUUAUCCGCUGAAGAAGGCAUCCUCUACGCCUUCGAACACCGCAACGACGGCCACACGCUGAUCCUCACCGACCAGAUCGACGGACUCGGCACCAUCGGCACGCACGAGGAAUGUGCGGUGCCCUAUCAGCCUGCAGGCGGUGGCGACUCACCGGAACCUGCGCUGCAUCGUUUUAACUACACCGAGCAAGUGCGCACAGCCCGCCAGGUGCAACGGGACUACACCUUUACCCACCCACGUUACAACUUGCAGCACGCUGUCGCCGGACGGCAACUGGACAACCAGCGGGACGACUACGAACGUUACGAAUAUCCCGGUCGCUACAAGCGUGAUGCCGCUGGAAAACCCUUCACCAAAACCCGACUGUCUGCCCUGCGCAGUGACGCCUGCGUGGCCACCAUCGAGGGCGACGACGCCCGUCUGCAACCGGGCCGGGCGUUUGACCUUCAGGAACAUCCACGAGCAGACCUCAACUCCCGUUGGCGCACCGUGGCCAUCCAGCACACCGGCAAACAACACAGCAGUCAGCAAGAGGAAGCCUUCAGUAGCGAGCGCGGUACGUCGUACCACCUCGAAGCAACGGCGGUGCAUUGGCAGGUUGACUGGAAGGCACCGCUGCUCCCCAAGCCUCGAAUUGACGGACCGCAAAUAGCCACCGUUGUCGGCCCCCCAGAAGAAGAGAUCUAUUGCGAUGAAUGGGGCCGGGUCAAGGUCAGCUUCCCGUGGGACCGCGACAGCCAGGCCAACGAACACAGUUCCUGCUGGGUGCGCGUUGCCCAAGGCUGGGCCGGGACGAUGUGGGGCGCGAUGGCCAUUCCGCGUAUUGGCCAGGAGUUGAUCAUCAGCUACCUGGACGGCGACGCUGAUCAGCCCAUCGCCACCGGGCGCACCUACCGUGCGGACAAUCUGCCGCCUUAUGAACUGCCAAAACUGAAGAGCCUGGCGACGAUCAAAAGCAAGGAACACAAAGGCGAGCGGGCCAACGAGUUACGCAUUGACGACACCACCGCCCAAAUCAGCGCCGCGCUUAUGAGCGGUCACGACCACAGCGCCUUGCACUUGGGCUACCUCACUCAUCCACGACCCUGCGACGGGAAGCCAAGAGGCGAAGGUUUUGAACUACGCACGGAUGCCCACGGCGCCUUACGGGCGGCAAAAGGUUUGCUGUUAACCGCUGAAGCGCAGUUGAAAACCGGUGCGGGCCAGUUGGAACGCCAACAAAUCGUCGAAGUCUUGCAAGCCGCACUGGCGCUGGCAAAACAACUGGGGACUGCCGCCGAAGAUGCAAAAGGCAUCGUUCAAGACCCGCAACCCCAACAGACGUUAACCGACGCUGUAAAUGAGUUGGGCCAUGGUGCCAAUGAUCAAGCCAACGCCCCGGGCGACGGUGCCCAACCGGUUAUCGCCCUGAGUGGCCCCGCCGGAAUCGCCGCCUCCACCCCGCGCAGUAUUGCCUUCGCGGCGGGCGGGCAUAUCGACAGCGUGGCGCAAAAAAACCAGCAACUCACUGCCGGGCAAAAAGUGGUGAUCAAUGCGGGUGACGAGCUGGGGCUGUUUGCCCAGGGCGGUGACAUGCGCCACAUCGCGCAUAACGGCCAGCUGUUGCUGCAAGCCCAGCACAACAGUAUUCACGCAGAGGCGGACCAAAGCGUGGAGAUCAGCGCCAGCCAGGAGCAUGUGCUGGUAUCUGCCAACAAGCACAUCACGCUGCUGUGCGGUGGUGCAUAUAUCAAGAUGGAGGGCGGCAAUAUUGAGAUGGGAAUGCCGGGGACCUUCACGGUAAAAGCCGGCAAAAAGAGCUACGUCGGGCCGAGUAGCGCGGCGGCAGCGUUCAAUAGCUGGCCCUCCACAUCGUUCAAUGAGCGAUUUCAACCUCGUCUUGGCAACGGGCUGCUUAUACGCAACCGCGCCUAUGCGCUGGUCCGCAAAGACGGAGUGCGGUUUGAAGGCAUUACCGAUGGCGAAGGCUACGUCACCUUGCAACAGGGAAUGACCUUGGAAAAUAUGGCCCUUGAAUGGACUGAUGAAGGAACACAACAA
Molecule: messenger RNA, 2514 nt
Organism: Mesorhabditis spiculigera
Lineage: Eukaryota; Metazoa; Nematoda; Chromadorea; Rhabditida; Rhabditidae
Source: the annotation of a GenBank genome assembly